Molecule: messenger RNA, 3573 nt
Organism: Chanos chanos (milkfish)
Lineage: Eukaryota; Metazoa; Chordata; Actinopteri; Gonorynchiformes; Chanidae
Product: desmoglein-2-like
Exons: 15
Coding region: 1-3573 (1190 amino acids)
Biological process (GO): homophilic cell-cell adhesion
Cellular component (GO): plasma membrane; desmosome
Molecular function (GO): calcium ion binding
Source: RefSeq, a predicted model, not a curated record
AUGCGAUUGGCCCUGAUUAAAAAAGUGUGCACCGCAAUACAGUUUGGGAUGAACUUGGGAUGUAUCGUGUCUAACUUCUUUGCGUCGGUCUUGUCAGACGAAGUGCAACGUGGAAGACAUGCCAAAAUACAGCGGCACAAAAGAGCGUGGGUCCCGCCAGCGAGAACGCUUACGGAAAAUGUGGACUACACUAAAGCGCCGUACGUUGCCAAGAUCCGCUCAGAUAAGGACACAGGGCUGCGCUACACCUUGAAGGGACCCGGGGCUAACCAGGAACCAGUGAACCUGUUUGUCGUGGAACCAUCUACAGGACUUGUCCGUAUCACUGGAAUCCUUGAUCGAGAGAAAAAGGAGAAAUACGUACUGACAGGUAUUGCAUGGUACAAGAAUGGUUCCAUAGCUGAAGAAGACAUUAGCUUUUCUAUUGAGGUGGAGGACCAAAAUGACUGUGCCCCUGUUUUUGACCACACAAAUGUAGCAAAUGUUUAUGAGUCCAGCCCUCAGGGAACAUUUGUUCUUCAAGUUCAGGCUACAGAUAACGACAAAGCAAACACUCCUCACACUAAACUGGCAUACUCCAUAGUGAAGCAGGAGCCCGAUGAUCAAAAUCGCAUGUUUUCAAUUGAUAGAGACACUGGAAAGAUACUUGUCAAGGAGACAAAUCUUGAUAGAGAGACCCAAGACUUCUACAUUCUAACACUGAGAGUAGAAGAUAUGGAUGGAGGAAAAGACAGCAACUCAGACACAAAGACUCUCAGAAUAAACAUUCUGGACAUCAAUGACAACAUGCCAGUGCUGGAGAAGGAAGAGUACACAGGGAGAGUGGAUGAGAACACAGCCAACAUGGAGGUGUUGCGUGUGAAAACAAUAGACUUAGAUGAAGACCAUACGGAUAACUGGCUCGCCGAGUUUGAGAUCACGUCGGGGAAUGAAGACGGCAUUUUUAAAAUUGAAACGGAUCCCAGAACAAAUGAAGGAGUACUGUAUAUUGUCAAGCCAGUUGAUUACGAGACAGUCAAAUCAAUCGACAUAGGACUGGCUGUUAAGAACAAAGCUCCUUUAGGAGCAGGAGCAGGAGCUGGAGCUGGUGGAGGAUCAGGAGGGGGGAGUGGAGGUGGUGGAGGAGGAGGAGGAGGAGGAGGUGGCUCAGGAAGUGGAGGAGGUGGCCCGGGAAGUGGAGGUGGUGGAGGAGGAGGAGGUAGCUCAGGAAGUGGAGGAGGUGGAGGAGGUAAGCGUAAGAGCUACCCGGUGAAGAUCUUAGUGAACAACCUUCCAGAUGGCCCAAAGUUCCGGCCAAGUGUCAAACCUAUACCUGUGUCUGAAAACAGUGGGAAAAACACUCUACCCACAAGUCUGGGUGCCUACAAAGCCCAGAACGGGGACACUGGUGAGGAUGCAGAGAAUGUUAGAUACGCUAAAGGAUAUGACCCAGACAACUGGAUAUCAAUAGACGGGGAUACGGCUGACAUUAAACUCAUCAAACUGCCCGAUCGAGAGUCCCCCUAUGUUGUGAAUGGAACAUACAACGCCGAGAUCUUCUGCAUAACGGAAGAUUUGUCACUGAGGACGGCUACAGGGACAAUAGCACUGCAGGUGGAAGAUGUCAAUGAUAACUGUCCAAGGUUGACCACUGAGCUGCAAAAUGUCUGCACCAACACAAAGAUUGUGACUAUAACAGCCAAGGAUACGGAUGGACAUCCUAAUGGUCCCCCCUUAAAGUUCACUCUCAUUGAUGGGGAGACCAAUGGAAAAUGGGAUUUGCAGCAGACAAGUGAUGAAACUGCUGCACUGCGGCCUAAGGAAGAUUUAUGGCCUGGUUACUACACAGUCACCCUCGAAAUAGCAGACAAUCAGGGCGUGGCCUGCCCUGACAAACAGGUCCUCCAAAUCCAGUCAUGUGAUUGUUCAGCAGAAAACAAUACUUGUGAUGUUCAAGUGCAAGCUGGAAGCGUCAUUGGAACAGCAAGAGAUAAAUCGUCCACUUUUGGAAAAGCAGGAAUCGGCGCAUUGAUUCUAGGAUUCUUGGUCCUACUCUUGGUGCCUGUCCUCCUGUUAAGCUGUAAUGGCUGGAGUAAUAUUGCAGGAGAAUUCACUGACCUGCCAUUUGAUACAAAGGAGCAUUUGAUUUCCUACCACACUGAGGGCCAAGGAGAGGACAGAGAGGUGCCAUUGAUGAGUGUACCAGUAGUAACUUCUGUUGGAGGGGAAUUCGCUGCCAUCCAAAGUGCCAACGUGAACCCCAUAUGCUCUGCUUUCGUCCGGGACGACACCUUUGACUAUGACCAGACAGAACCCAUGCUGAUGAAUUAUAGUCUCCAGAGAGAGUCCCCGUAUCUAGGGGGAACAGACAUAACUCUGCCUGAUGCAUUCCUGGAGCAACAUUUCACAGAGAAGUCGUAUAUAAUGGCAGAAAAAGUCCCUUUGAAUGACAGUCAGCAAGUGUAUGAGUUUGAAGGUCAAGGUUCUCUCGUUGGCUCUAUUGGCUGCUGCAGUCUCCUCGACACACAGGACGACCUCCAGUUCCUUGACAACCUGGGCCCAAAGUUUGUCACCCUGGCUGAGAUAUGCAGUGGAUCUGAAAUCUACACAGAGGUCUCUGCCCCUCCACCACCAAAGCCCAACCCUGUGCCUGCCGCUGCAGCGGUUUCUGUGGAAAUGAACAUGAACACUGUCAACAGCAUGUCAAUGGAGACGCAUGUGGAGAGACAAGAAAGAAACACGGUAGUCCAAGACAACACGGUAGUGGAAGACAACACGGUAGUGGAAGACAAAUUGGUAGUGCAAGAAAACCGGUCAGCCACCCUGCCCAACGUCAACACUGGCCAGGUGCUUGUUCUCCAGCAGCAGCAGCCUCUGUACUACAUGGUGGAGCAGCAGGUGCCCAGCGCUGUCCUGGUGGCGGAGAGGCCUCCUGUUACACUGGGACAGAGCAUGUACGUGGUGGGUGGAGCUCCACAGGCAGAGGGGCUGCUAGUCCACAGUGGUGUCCCAGCACAGGCCACCCUGAGUGGGACAACACAGGGAAUGUAUGUGCUGAAUGGAGCUUCCAUUCAACCUCACGCUGCUGGAAGUUCAGGAAAUAACAUCACCAUCAGUCCCACCUCCUCUGCCUGUGAAACCAUACUGAUCCAAGGAGCUCCAAUGGGAGCUAAUGGUCUGGUGAUCAGUAAUGGCUCUUCAGAACAGGGUGGCAUUUCUGGCCUUCACAGUGAGACCCUUAAAAAUGGUGAAAUGUCAGUCAUCUCAGGAAUCGGUAUGGGACUGGGGCAUGUGGUCAUGGGGGAGGAGCUAAGAGGGUCAAAUAAGGGGCUAGUUCACAUGAGUCAUCAAAAUAGCGUGGCCCUCGUCGAAAGUUCAGGCAGGUCUUGUCCGGCACUUGUCGAAAGUGCAGGACCUAUCAUUCACAGCCCAGUAAUGAUGAGUCCUUUGCCUCUUAGUCCAGUAGCUUUGAGUUCAUUCCAAUUUCAGGGACAGAGUAGCAAAGAGAAUGUGGUUUUGGUGGAAAGGCAGGUCAGUCAGAAUGGCAAUUCAGUGCAAGUCAACGCACCAGUGAAAUCAGUAAUAGUAGGGUGA